AUGUAUAUAAAUCUAUCCUCAACAUUUAACUUAUUCCUCGACGAUAGAGGUUUGAAACAUCUUGAUUUCUUUGAGAAUCAAGUAGCUCCUAUGAUAUCUGUCAGUCCUCAGUCAUCUAACUAUUUCUUAAAGACUUUUUUUACAUUAGCAAUCACCAAUGAAAGUAUACUGAAUGGUUUAGCUGCAUGGGGUGCAUUAUUUGAUAAUGCUAUAGAAGGUGAAGAUAAAUAUUUGACUGUGAAUCGAUAUCUUCAACGAGGUAAUGAAUUAAUCCAUAAGAAUGAAAUCAGUACUAAUAAUGAUAGAUUCGAUAGUUUUAUUAAAUUGGCAUAUUAUUUAAUAGUUAUUGGUAUACAUAUUUGUUCAGGAGAUACUAAACAGUGGCACGAUUAUUUUAAUAGAUGUGUCAGGCUAUUUAAAGAUUAUGGCGGAAUUGUUAAAUUUAUUAAUGAUUUCAAAUAUUCUAAUGACUGUAAAUUUCUUAUAUCAAAUUUUCAAUUUCAUGAUGUUAUGUCUAGUGAGACGUUAAAGAAUGGUACUAUAUGUUCUAUGAAUAAUUAUAAUGAUUUAUUUAAAUUUAACAAGAUUCUCGAAUUGGACGAUUAUGGAAUUGACCCCUAUCAAGGAUGUAUUCAACUGGUAUAUUUGUUAUUGGGUGAGAUUAUGAAUAGUUAUGUUGAACUAAAAGAAGAAAGAUUUAAUUUAAAUAAAUUAUUGAACUCUAGUACGAGUGGUGAUAGUGGACCUGUCAUUAAUAAUUUACGUCUAAGUUAUUUGAAAAGAGUUAAUGAAAAGAUAAGUGAACUAUCUAAUAAGAUAGAAUAUUGUCAGCCAAAUGAAACUCAAAUGAAUCAGUUAGAAGAAAUUGAUCAAGCCAAUCAUUUGAAAUUAUUUGAAUUAUAUCGAAUUACUUGUAAAAUGUAUUUAUCGUUAUAUUUAAAGCAGAGUCAGCCUAUUUCAAGUGAGAUGCAAAACUAUUUAAUUAAUGCUCAAGGUAUUAUGGAUGAGUUAAUUCAAACGAAUUUGAUUAGUUCUUUGAAUAUGUCAUUAUUAAUCUGUGGAAUUUCAUGUUGUAAUAAAUUUGAUAGACAGAAUUUGAAUGAUAAAUUUUGUUCAAUAUACGAAAGAUAUCAAGUUGGUAAUGUUAAAAGAAUAUGGGAUGUAGUUAGAGAGGCAUGGAGAAGAAAUCCCUAUGGAAUAGUAUGUAUAGAUUGGUUAGAUAUUUGUAAUGAUUUUGGAUGGAAAAUCUCAAUGUGUUAA
Messenger RNA from Scheffersomyces amazonensis, 1260 nucleotides. It is a transcript of the gene UGA33, whose product is annotated as Uga33p. The transcript has a single exon. The record is from RefSeq and is a predicted model, not a curated record. The coding region runs from base 1 to 1260 and encodes 419 amino acids. Gene Ontology annotation, biological process: positive regulation of transcription by RNA polymerase II. Gene Ontology annotation, molecular function: DNA-binding transcription factor activity; transcription cis-regulatory region binding. NCBI's taxonomy places the organism in Eukaryota, Fungi, Ascomycota, Pichiomycetes, Serinales, Debaryomycetaceae. Gene Ontology annotation, cellular component: nucleus.